This is a messenger RNA of Rotaria sordida, 1494 nucleotides long. NCBI's taxonomy places the organism in Eukaryota, Metazoa, Rotifera, Eurotatoria, Philodinida, Philodinidae. The record is from the annotation of a GenBank genome assembly.
AUGCAAAGACUAGAAGAAACAGAACAAGAACGAAAUACAAGAUUACAUUCGCAAGCUGUUAGUGAAAGAACUCGUCGACAACUUCGAAACUUACAAGAAACAGAAGAAGAACGAAAUACAAGAUUACAUUCGGAAGCUAUUAGUCAAAGAACCCGUCGACAAGUUCGAAAGUUACAACAAACAGAAAAACAACGCAUAACAGAUUUGAAUUCAGAAGCUAUUAGUCGACGAACACGACGACAACUUGCUAUUUUGAAAGAAAGCGAAGAACAAUGCAAAAACAGAUUGAAUAAUCAAGCGCUUAUUGCCGCAAAUCGACGACGUACCCGAAAUUUACAGGAAACGGAUGCAAUACGUUCAACAAGACUGAAAAAAGAAGCAACAUACAAAAUGAAUAAAAGACGGACCACACAAGACCUCGAAACAUAUGACGAACGUAUAAAACGCUUAUGGUCUAACACUCAAGCUGAAACGAUCAGAAGAAAUAAACGUCAACAGAAUGAAACUGAAGAAGAACAAAAUUAUCGAAAACUAUGUAAAAGAAAUGCCGAUUUAUCACGUAAUAUAAAUACCAUCCAAUCUGCAACAGAAAUAUGGCCAAAAAUUGCAACAACCCAGAUUAAACAUGCUUGUCUUACUAAGUUCAAAAAUGCUAUGUCAAACGAUGCAGUACAUCAAAUUGUUUGUGCCAUUUGUGCAUGCUUACAUUACAAAACAGAAAGUGUUAAAAAACAUAUUGGGGAAAUUCCAAAUAAACAUUUAUUAUAUCAGAUCGAUCAUAUACCUUCGUGUGUUCGUCGUUUAAAUUUAGAUAUUGAUACAACAACUGAUACAUUUCAUAUAUCUGGUAAAUUUUCAAAAUACUACUUUAGUAAAACAGAUUCAUUUCGUCAUUUAUAUUUCAUUGCAGAAGAGCAAAAACAAGAAUAUCUCUCGAAUGAAAAAGAUACGAGUAUAAUCAUUAACAAAAUGCUACUAUGUCGAAAAGGUAUCCAUUUAGAAACACUAAAUGCUCAAUUGUGUCGUCAAUGUUACACAGAUUUAUUAAGUAAUAAUCAACCAUCAUUAUCAUUAAGUAAUCUAAUGUGGAUUGGUAAUAUUCCCCAAGAAUUAAAAGACCUUACUUUACCUGAACAGAAACUAAUUGCAUUAUAUCGUCAUUCUAGUUGUGUCGUUAAAUUAUGUAGUAUCAUAGGUGAUCCAUCACUAGCUCAAUCAGCGCUUAAGGGAAAUGUAAUAACAUUUCCACAAAACCUAUCAGAUAUUGCUAAGCAACUUCCUUUAUCACUUGACGAACUACCUCAUAUUAUUAAAAUUAUUUUUGUCGGUAAAACAAUUCCAAGUAAAGACCAAUUAAGAUCAAUACUUACUGUUCGUCGAGAAAAAAUUCGAACAGCACUUAUUUGGUUGCAUGCAAACAAUAUCCUAUAUAACAACAUAGAUAUUAAUCAUUUACUUAUUGAUACAUUACCAACAAACGAAAUACCGGAUUGA